Messenger RNA from Acanthopagrus latus (yellowfin seabream), 1655 nucleotides. RefSeq names its product zona pellucida sperm-binding protein 4-like. The record is from RefSeq and is a predicted model, not a curated record. The transcript is spliced from 10 exons. Bases 25 to 1383 code for a protein of 452 amino acids. Gene Ontology annotation, cellular component: egg coat. Gene Ontology annotation, biological process: prevention of polyspermy; binding of sperm to zona pellucida. Gene Ontology annotation, molecular function: structural constituent of egg coat; acrosin binding. NCBI's taxonomy places the organism in Eukaryota, Metazoa, Chordata, Actinopteri, Spariformes, Sparidae.
CCACCUGUCAGACAGCGUCCAAAGAUGACGGCUCACGACUCAGACCUCCUGUUGGUGACGCGUAUUUCAUUUUGGCUGCUUCUUUCCAGUUGUGGCGCCCUUGCUUCCUCAAAACAAUUUCAAGUUGCAAUGUCCAACACUGGGAAUGACAACACACUGAUUUGCCGUGACGGGUUCAUGUCUGUUAACAUACCAAAGGGACAAUUUGCUGACCUGCCUUUCACCAUCUAUGUUCAAGAUGAACACAGCGGAUAUCACCAAGCUGUUGCUGUGGCAGAACAGUGUCACUACUUCCUGGAAGAAACUGAUGCUUUUUUUAACUUCACGGUUGCUUCGCAUGGAUGUUUCGUGAGAAGACAAAAAUACGUGACAAAUCUGACGGUGGUCAUCAUGGCACCUGGGGACAGGGGAAGAGUUAACAUUGUCAAAUUAAUACCUCUUGUAUGUGAGAGGGACAUUAAAGAAGUAAGCAAAAAAAAUAGUUCACUGGUGUCAAGACAUUCCUCCUGCUACAAGGAUGGGUUCCACAUUACCAUCUCUCAGAACGCCACCGUCCCACCUCUGAACCUGGAUGCAGUCUGGAUCCCUUCGAGCCAAAGCCACAACUGUAAACCCCCAAAAAGAUCCAAGGAUGCUGUCACAUUCAGCUUUCCAUUCACUGACUGUGGCACGCAGUCUAUGAUUUCCGAUGGGACAUUAACCUACUGGGUCGAUGUCGAGGUGAAACAUCGUCUGCGGGGAGGCUCAAUAUUUCGUGACACUCCUUUCCAUCUUACUGUGCGGUGUAGCUUUUCUCUUGCCCAAAUGACUCAUCUGGGCAUCGAAGUUCAGGGAGAAAAGUCCCCAACGACACUGAAGAGUGAGGGACUACUGAGGACAGAAAUGAGGUUUGCCAAAGAUUCUAAUUACAGGUCUUUCUAUUCCUCCCGAGACUCUCCGACACUGACUGAGCUUGGCCAGCCUGUGUAUGUGGAGGUGUCGGUUCUCAAACAUGAGUACAAGGACUUGAAGCUGCUGCUGGAGGACUGCUGGGCGACACCGACCAAAAACCCACAUGACCCCAAAAGAUGGAAGCUGCUUGUUAAAGGAUGUCCUUUCAGUGGCGAUAGCCACAGAACUGUUGUGCUGCCGGUUGUCUCCAAUAAGGAGCUGAAGUAUCCCUCUCUUCAUAAGAGGUUUUCAGUCAAGAUGUUCUCAUUUGUGAAGCCUCCGACAUUUGAACACCUGGUAUAUUUCCACUGUGACAUAGAGUUAUGUAAAGGACCAGCUUGCUCACAAAUCUGUGGCAAUGGAAGGCGGAAAUCGAGAAGAAUCACAUCAGAGCCAGGACAGAGGAUUCUUUACAGUGAAGUCUCUGGUGGACCUAUUCUUUAUCAGCUGUAAAUGAUCAGAAGAAAUCAGAUUGACAUAGAUACAUCUUUGCCAGGUUCAAACUAGUGCAGGGUUUGCUUUUGAUUUACCAAAUGUAUCUAGAUAACUGUUACAUGUAAAAUGCAAGACUGCAAGUCAUUGUAUUUUAAAUAGAUAUAAUACUGAGUUUUUGUCAUCGCUGUACAGGCUCUUGUUUGUUUUGGUUGGAUAAACAGAGAGAUGAUGUGAUGUAUGCACUGAUGAUCAAGCUGCUGGUAAUAAAUAUAUCCAAGUAUGUAGCUCAA